AUGAAGAUUCACAUGCUGGUGCAUAGUGGUGAAAAACCUCAUGAAUGUCCUGAGUGUGGAAAAAAAUUUAGCGAACUUAGUCAUAUGAAAACUCACAGGAUGGUGCAUUCAGGUGCUAAACCUCAUGAAUGUCCCGAGUGUGGUAAAAGAUUCAGUCAACAGGGUCACAUGAAGACUCACAGAAUGGUACAUACAACUGCUAAACCUUUUGAGUGUGCCGAUUGUGGGAGAAGAUUUAGAGACCGUAGCAGUAUAAAAAAGCACAUGCCUGUGCAUACAGGUGUUAAACUUCAUGAAUGUCCUGAGUGUGGGAAAAGAUUCAGUCAACUUGGAAAUAUGAACUCCCACAGGAUAGUGCAUACUAAUGACAAACCUCACGAGUGUUCCGAAUGUGGGAAAAAAUUCAGUUUUGUUGGAAAUAUGAAAACUCAUAAGAAGAAUCACAAAAUUCAUGAUACUGGUGAUAAAUCUUUGGCUUGA
This is a messenger RNA of Procambarus clarkii (red swamp crayfish), 480 nucleotides long. Its product is annotated as zinc finger protein 436-like. Gene Ontology annotation, cellular component: nucleus. Gene Ontology annotation, molecular function: RNA polymerase II cis-regulatory region sequence-specific DNA binding; DNA-binding transcription factor activity, RNA polymerase II-specific. Gene Ontology annotation, biological process: regulation of transcription by RNA polymerase II. Lineage: Eukaryota; Metazoa; Arthropoda; Malacostraca; Decapoda; Cambaridae. The record is from RefSeq and is a predicted model, not a curated record.